GUUUGUUUGGGUUGCAAGAAGCAGGUGCAAGGAUUUCUUUACCUUACAGUAGGAGAGGAGGAGGAACCUGAAGCUACACCUGCACACUUUCUCUCCACCAACUCUGCAUAUUGGGCUCUAAUUGUUCACACACUUGAGGAAAAUUAACUUCAAUCAGGAAAUUCCACAGGUUGAAAGAACUUCCACAGUGCCAACAAAAUGCAGAAGCAAGUGGAAGUCAGGAUGGACGAGAACCACCUGGAGCCCAGAGUGGAGAACACUGAGAGUGCAUGUAGCUCUUUUUGUGAUAAAAUCAUGAAGAACAUGGUGCUCACUCUCACAAUCCUUGGUGUGUUUUUGGGCUCCAUUGCUGGAAUGCUGCUGCGGCACAUAUCGCCUCUCCCUCCUGAUGUUGUUAUGAUCAUCGCCUUCCCUGGGGAGAUCCUAAUGAGGAUGCUGAAGAUGCUUAUUCUGCCUCUCGUUGUUUCCAGUCUGGUCACAGGACUUGCCGGUUUGGAUGCCAAAUCCAGCGGCCGCCUCGGCACCAGAGCCAUGGUGUACUACAUGUCAACGACUGUGAUCGCAGCCGUCCUCGGCGUGAUCCUGGUGCUGCUCAUCCAUCCCGGAAACCCCAAGCUGAAGGCGAACUUGGGACAGGGGAGGAAGAACGACGAGGUGUCCAGCGUGGACGCUUUCUUCGAUCUCAUCCGAAAUCUUUUCCCGGAGAACUUGGUGCAGGCGUGCUUCCAGCAGAUCCAGACAGUAACCACCAAAGUACCUGUGCCCACAAACAGAACCAAAGCACCUCCACAGUUCACAGUGAAGAGGUCGCUUCAGUUCAAGGGAGGGAUGAAUGUCCUCGGUUUGAUUGGAUUCUUUGUUGCUUUCGGGGUUAUCAUGGGAAAAAUGGGAGAAAAGGCCAAGAUGAUGUUGGAGUUUUUCAACGUCCUGAAUGAGAUCGUUAUGAGGCUCGUUGGAGCAAUCAUGUGGUACUCUCCUGUUGGUAUUGCGUGCCUCAUCUGUGGAAAGAUCAUCUCCAUCGCUGACCUGGAGGUGGUUGCCAGACAGCUGGGGAUGUACAUGGUCACUGUGAUAGUGGGUCUCAUCAUCCAUGGAGGCAUCUUCCUUCCGCUGAUAUAUUUUGUGAUAGUGAGGGAUAACCCCUUCACGUUCUUCAUGGGAAUAUUUCAAGCUUGGGUCACAGCACUCGGGACAGCAUCCAGUGCCGGUACUCUGCCCGUCACAUUCCGGUGCUUAGAGGAGAACCUGGGCAUCGACAAGAGGGUGACACGCUUCGUCCUCCCAGUGGGUGCCACCAUCAACAUGGACGGCACGGCGCUUUAUGAGGCCGUGGCUGCCAUUUUUAUUGCUCAGAUGAACGGGAUCGCGCUCGACUGGGGCCAGAUUAUUACCGUCAGUAUGACAGCCACUCUGGCCAGUGUUGGAGCAGCCAGUAUUCCCAGUGCAGGACUGGUGACCAUGCUUCUGAUCCUCACAGCAGUGGGUCUGCCGACUCAGGACAUCAGUCUGCUGGUGGCUGUCGACUGGCUGCUGGAUCGUUUCCGUACCUCGGUUAACGUGGUCGGGGACUCGUAUGGAGCGGGCAUCGUGUACCACCUCUCCAAACAUGAGCUGGACUCCUUCGACUCCCAGCAGACCAGGAUGGAGGACUUUGAGAUGUCAAAGACACAAUCUUUUUAUGAAAAUAACACCAACCAGAAUGUUUACACUCACCACAACUCAAUCUUAAUAGACGACUGCAAGGUCACCAUGGGCAAAAAUGGCAAGACUUCAGAUUUCUCUCUUGUUGAAGAGGGACCGUGGAAAUGCGAGUAAAGCAGAUCCAGAUGCUGCUGCGCCUUACCAACUGAGUUCCAACAGUUCUUUAACUUUCUGCCGACAAGACAAACAACAACACAAAUCACGUAGAGACGAAAGGAAGGGAAAAAAAGUGAGUUAGCAAUAUCAACGAUACACAAAAGACAGUCAUCUUUUUCUUUUAGCUACCUAUCCGGGCAGCUACUGGACCAUUCAACAAAUCACUCAACAACUUGUGUUGGAUCUGGUAUUUGCACUAACACAGACUCUAACUUACCAAUGCAUUUCUAGCCCUUUGUGCAGAAGAAUCAUUUAUUCGGUUGACAUGACUCCUUACUCGGUGCUGCUGCAAGCUUCCUGAAUUGUCAACCAAAGAAUUCUUCGACAACAUUUCAGUUUUUUUUUUCUUCUUUUGUAUCAAAGCUAUUUUUUUGUAGCAUCAAGGGCAGAGAUGAUCUGUGGACGAUGGCCUUGCCAGGUAAUCACUUUGUUAGUUUAAUUGAAGCAAGUGAGAAAUGAUGUAAAAGUUGGAGGUAAUGGACUCAAAUCAAAUUUUACAGAUUAGCACGUCAGUAUUUGACAGAGUUUCUGGAUGAAUGUUUGUCUGUAUUAAUGGUUUUUGUGUAUUUGUGAUUUCUGACAACUCUGUCUUCUUAUGUAAUGUCCACAAACACUGGACCAAAUGUUCAUAAAUAAUGCAAACAUUGACUGAAUGCAACAGCGCUCCAUGUGGACUCCUGAUGUCAGUGCAGGAGGGAUAAACACGGAGAUACCUUUGACUUUUUGACUUAUGGGAUUACACCUUGAUGGCGCACACACAGUCAAGCCUAAAAUAAGCUUAAGACUUAGGUAAGAGGAGGGGGCGUGGCCUCUAAAUGUGGCAACAAACAGUACAGGAUGUGUUGCCGAGGAACAGAGCACGUGAUUGGUGCCCUUCCUGUUAUUCAUAUAUUUAUUUAUCACUUUUUGUAUGUAUGAUCUUAACAAGCAAAGCACUGAGUUUUCUGUUUGUAGUCGAAAAGGUUUGCAUGUGUACUGCUAUUUAUGUGUUUUUGUGUGUUUCUGAGAGCAAGAGAGGGAGAUAUAUAUAUAUAAGAAAAGAAAGAGGAGAAAAACAGGGGGGAUGUCUCUGAUAUUCUCAGCAGGCCUGGCAUUGCUCUGUGUUUUAUUUCAAACUGUUUUAUUUCUUUGCUAUAUGACAACCUUGCCUUGACAAUGUCAACUGCAGAGUGCAGUCAAUAGGAUGACAAACAUUUCCGGAUCAAAGUUGCCAAUUGGUUAUUGGCUCUCA
Messenger RNA from Labrus mixtus (cuckoo wrasse), 3088 nucleotides. Its product is annotated as excitatory amino acid transporter 2-like. NCBI's taxonomy places the organism in Eukaryota, Metazoa, Chordata, Actinopteri, Labriformes, Labridae. Bases 199 to 1815 code for a protein of 538 amino acids. Gene Ontology annotation, cellular component: plasma membrane. The record is from RefSeq and is a predicted model, not a curated record. Gene Ontology annotation, biological process: L-glutamate transmembrane transport. The transcript is spliced from 11 exons. Gene Ontology annotation, molecular function: neutral L-amino acid transmembrane transporter activity; glutamate:sodium symporter activity; L-glutamate transmembrane transporter activity.